GUUCUCUUUGUGUGAUAAACUCUCACAGAGCAGAUGGCACAUAGCGUUGUGUUGAAAUCGCCCUUAACGACUACGAUUUUGAAAAACGCAGUUGAAUCGGAUUCGUAAAAAAGUAGUACCCUUUUGAUUAGAAAACGAAGACUGUGUCCUUCCAACCUAAUAGGAAACGAACUGUUUUAUUAUGUAGGCUGGUACACAUUUUCCCUCUUCCCCCACCCCACCCCCCUCAACAUUCUGUACAAGCUCUUUCGCGACCUUACGAAAGUGUCACACUGCAUACUAAGGGGGUAGGAAAACUAGAAAGGAAAUAACAUAAGCCUACUUACCAUCCCUCCAGUUAGUUUGGCCUCCCCCACUCCACCCUCUCUCCUGAAUACACAUACCUGAUCCCUAUUGGGGCUCCUCUUCACAGACAAUGAGUACGCAUGUGCUGCGUGGUAAUCUAGAACAUGAGGAACAAAAUCACCUGCUCGAUCAAUUGCAUGAUUCUGUUAUGAACACCAAACACUAUGCAGUGGAGAUCGGCACCACCCUUCAGGAGCACGAUGCGAUACUGGAUCAGCUACAUGGUGAUAUAUCCAACACCACUGACGUCAGUCGACGCCAAAACCAGCGAGUCGUGCAACUGCUCCGGGAGAGUAAGAACCGUGGGUUCUACGCUGUAGUGCUGGUGUUGGUUGUCAUUAUAAUAUUUCUGAUUAUCAUUUAACUGUAGAACAAAUAAAAAUCUUCCCCCAACCCUCACUAAUAUAGUAUGUGCUGAGUCUAAAUAGACAAAAAAAUGUGUCACAGUCAAUGAAAAGAUAUUAGGUUGGUUCUAUCUAUUAGGUGGUUGCUUUUCCUGAAUUUAGUAUCUUUUACACACAAGGGAGACAGGGCUGGGAAUGAGAUGUGAAUGUGUAAUUUGGAUUCUUGUAUGCCGUAGUGACUACAUCUAAGUCAAGUAUCGUAAAA
Phytomonas sp. EM1 is the source of this 954-nucleotide messenger RNA. The record is from the annotation of a GenBank genome assembly. Lineage: Eukaryota; Euglenozoa; Kinetoplastea; Trypanosomatida; Trypanosomatidae.